AUGUCUUCAAGUGCUGUUGAUCAACAAUUAUCAUCAAAUGAUACUGAUGCAUCUUCGGAAACAUUAUCAAACACCAACGAAGCUACAACUCCAACAACAACAACAGAAAAAGUUGAAAGUGGAAAAGUAAUGAUUUUAUUCCAAGCCGUUGGUAGUGCUCCAAUUUUGAAAAAGAAGAAGUAUACUAUUGGUGCAGCAAGUUCUUUUAAUACUGUGAUAGCCUUUCUCCGAGAUAAACUGCUGAGGAUUACAAAUCCAAACCAAACUUUGUUUUUAUAUUGUGGACAGGCUUUUUGUCCAAAUCCUGAUGAUUACGUUGGUGAUUUAUUUGAUCACUUUAAUACAAACGGAAUGCUCGUGAUUAAUUAUUCUCUUAAAAUUGCAUGGGGAUAA
This is a messenger RNA of Naegleria gruberi, 393 nucleotides long. RefSeq names its product autophagy protein 12. NCBI's taxonomy places the organism in Eukaryota, Heterolobosea, Eutetramitea, Acrasida, Naegleriidae. Gene Ontology annotation, cellular component: phagophore assembly site membrane; cytoplasm; Atg12-Atg5-Atg16 complex. The record is from RefSeq and is a predicted model, not a curated record. The transcript has a single exon. Bases 1 to 393 code for a protein of 130 amino acids. Gene Ontology annotation, biological process: nucleophagy; autophagosome assembly; autophagy of mitochondrion.